GACGACGCUAACUCAAUUCCUUUUGCAACGUCGAAACCCCAAAACCCAAUCCUUAUCUCUCUCUCGCAGUCUCUUCGUCAAGUCUCUGGAAUCAUCGAAUCUUUUCUUGAGUUUUUUUUAUAGUCCUUACGUAUCAGUUAACAUUUUCUUGAAUUUUCUAUAAAGAAAACAACAUAUCGAUCUGAAAAAAAGAAUAUGAAUUCGACGAUGGAGGCCGGAGUUGGAGGCGGUGGUGCGGCAGUGGCGACGGAGUUUCUGCAGAUUCGGUUGAACCACAGGCACGAUCCAAAGGAGAAUCAGUGCUCAUCCGUGCUCGUCAAGCAUAUCAAAGCCCCUGUUCAUCUCGUGUGGUCUCUGGUGAGGAGAUUCGAUCAGCCACAGAAGUAUAAGCCCUUUGUGAGUAGGUGUGUGAUGAAAGGUGAUGUUGGAAUCGGCUCUGUUCGAGAGGUUGACGUUAAGUCUGGCCUCCCUGCUACCACUAGCACCGAACGGUUGGAGCUUUUGAACGACGACGACCACAUUCUUGGUAUCAAAAUCCUUGGUGGUGAUCACAGGCUUAAGAACUACUCCUCAGUUGUUACAGUACAUCCAGAGGUAAUUGAUGGUAGAGCUGGCACUAUGGUGAUCGAGUCAUUCGUGGUGGAUGUACCAGAAGGGAACACCAGAGACGAGACUUGUUACUUCGUGGAAGCUCUUAUACGAUGCAAUCUCAAAUCUUUGUCCAAUGUUUGCGAGAGAAUGGCUGCUGAUCUGGACAGGAUUUGACUAAGAUUACUUCUUCCUAAAACCGUAGGAUAAUUAAGCAACAUUGGCUAUUAUUAUGUGACAACCUUUUUUUGUUGGCUUCGGGUCUUCCUUUGUAUGUAUAUAUAGUCGAAGAGCGCAUAUUACCAUUGAGUGUGGUCGUGUGGACCAGUCGUAAACCUCUAGUACUCCUUUAGGACAGCUUCAUGUCUGAUUCUUCCAUUCGAGUCUGGUUGUGUAAUCUAUUAUAAACAGUAGCUGUAAAUUACUAGGAAUGUAUCAUGUAUGUAUAUUGUAAAUUUAAUCAUUCGACCAA
Molecule: messenger RNA, 1060 nt
Organism: Camelina sativa (false flax)
Lineage: Eukaryota; Viridiplantae; Streptophyta; Magnoliopsida; Brassicales; Brassicaceae
Product: abscisic acid receptor PYL9-like
Biological process (GO): abscisic acid-activated signaling pathway
Cellular component (GO): nucleus; cytoplasm
Molecular function (GO): signaling receptor activity; abscisic acid binding; protein phosphatase inhibitor activity
Source: RefSeq, a predicted model, not a curated record